GCGCACACCUUGAAGUGCCGGCUCGGGCGCGUGUGUUAUUCGGUCGAGACCUGUACCGCCGACCCGAAGAAUCUCGAGUCAGCGUAACCACGCAGUAGUGGUCCUAAGAGGGCAGACCGCUUCGAAGACGGAACAGAGGCUAUAUAGCCUUGCCAAGGAGCGCGAAACUCGCUGUGAUCUGAAGGAUACACUCCUGGAGUAGACGGUUGCCAUGGGCCCAGAUCUCCUCUGGCGAGGACUCUUCCUCGUCAGCUUGAUGGUCGUCGGUGCUCAGGGCUACGUCCAUGACAGCACGGGACGCGUGGGUGCCGGGGCCUGCUAUCGGCUGGAGGAAGGUAAGCGCCUGGUGCUGGACUGCGACGGUCUCUCCAAGCGCUCGGACCGGUUCCCGUUCGCCUGGAUGAAGAACAACCGGCGCUUCCUGCCUUCGAGCAGCGGGGACGUGCGGCUCGAACAGACGCGCCUCAUCAUCGAGAAGGCGCACCGGGAGGACGCCGGCGUGUACAUGUGCUCGGACAUGAUGUCCACCGGAUAUGGACAGUCCACCACGGGCCGGGUGCUGCACGUGGCCACCCCCGUCGACUUGGUGCCGUUCAGCCCUCGGCUGGUGGUGAGGGACGGCAGCACGAUGCGGCUGCGGUGCAACGCGUCGGCCGUGCCCCGUCCCGAGGUGUCGUGGUGGAAGGACGGCGAACCGCUGCCGGGCGGCGGUCGCGUGCGGCUGCUGCACGGCCCGCCGCCGGACAACCUGCCGCUGGCGCAGCUCGAGAUCAGCUUCAUGGGACCCGAGGACGAAGCGGUGUACGCCUGCAAGGCAUCGCACCCGGCCUGCGAGCUGAGCGCCACCACCUCCACCAGGGUGUUCGUCAGGAUGAACGCUAUCCAAACCAAUGAGGAAAUUCCAGGGAAAGGCAUAAUUCUCGACACAAAAUCUCAUACCCUAGCUUUACAGUGCAACUACACCGAUGACCCCAGCAAGGAAAUCCUUUGGUACAAGGAUGGUUCCAGGCUUUCAAGUGAAGAUAAGAAGUACAGCAUCAACAGCGAUUCCAACACCCUGGAGGUCAAUGAUCCAGGGUAUUUAGACACUGGAAACUACACAUGCGUUGUUGUUGGCACUGAGGAGAAUGCCACAAUUGUUGUUCAGACCAACGUGUCCAUUGAGUAUGCUGAAAGCUCCAAGAACCAAGUGGAAGGAGACCCACUCACCCUGUCUUGCAAGGCGUCUGGUGUACCGACACCUGUUGUCACCUGGUUCAAGGAUGACGAACCUCUGAACAUCUCAGACCCACGUGUCACUCUGGAGCCGAUCAACAAUGUGUCCGAUGCCAAGCUUGUAAUUCAGGACCUCAACUUCGAUGACAGGGCCCAGUACACCUGCGUUGCCAGCAACGGUAUCAGCAAUGAGACCAUGACAGUUUUGGUUCGCGUCAAGGACAAGUUGGCUGCUCUGUGGCCCUUCCUUGGCAUCUGUGUUGAGGUGGCUGUGCUAUGCGCCAUUAUCUUCAUCUAUGAAAAGAAGCGUGUCAAGCCCGACUUCGAGGAGUCUGACACUGACCAGAAUCCUGAAAACAAAAACCUGUCGGAUCAGAAGGAAGGCCAGGACAUACGACAAAGGAAGUGAACAGCCGGUGCAAAACAGCUGCAGGAUGGCUCAAGGAUGGCCGUUGGCCGGCUUUUCCUCUCUUCUGCCAGCAUCUCACCACCUUCUCUUCGCGGUCGCUGAUGCGGACCAUCCCAGUCUUAAUCCCCAUCGCAAACUGCAACCGCUGCCUGCCUCUUAGUAGCAAGGCUUUGCUUGCAAAAAGUGACAAACAGCUGAUUGUGGAAAGGUAGCCGACAGGCUGACAGAACAUUGAUGGAAGCUUCCACCGCUGAAGCCAGCAGAUGAUGGCAUUGCCACCUCUUCUUUGUUGGCGAGUCCUCAAUAGCACGUAAGGAAACAACUUCAUUAGUGUAAGAAAGCCCCUACCCUGCUAAAGCACCAUGCUUAUUGUGAUAGCGCCGAAACCUACCACGGUUUUAUUCAUUGCCCCCCGUCUGGCUAUGCAACUGCCGAAACCUGCUCUUGCAUAUUAAGUUUUUCAAACAUGCACCAUUAACGCAUUUCAUUCCUCUGCGUGAAGCACGCAGGAGACUUUGCCACAGCCAGGGUGAAGAACAAGUUCUGUUCAGUCUAUAUAUAGCAACCCUUUUUUUGUGGCCCCCAUUUUGCUCUCGCAUGUUUCACUGUAUUUUCUUAGUUAUUUCUUCUGUUACCUUUUAGCAAUUUAUUAAGUGGGCUGCGAAGACUCGGUAUCAAGUCACUGGCCCAAUCAGUCAUAUAGAUGUUUCUUUUCUCUCUUUAAAAACAAAAUAUAUAUAUAUAGUAUAUUAGCAGCCGGCUGCCGUGCAGCACCCUCGGUGAUUUUUCACUUUGCUGUUAUGAAAGGCAAAGCCUUUCUUUUGUUGACAUGUUCACAACACGUGGCUGCUGCUUUCUAGUUUAUUCACGCUAAUCAAGGCAAGGCUCUCUCUUCUUUACAUUCUCUUUAUUUUAAAUUACACUUUGAUAAGUGUUUCGUAGAACAUAGCAUACACUACAUAUAACAUAAGCAAUUCUUUUUGCUGUACAUAUAUAUACUAUCCAACAGUGCCCAUUUCUGUACAUCAUAUAGUUCUCUGGAAGAAGUGCAAUUAUCUUUGUUAUUAUGUGAAGGCACAUUUGAAUAAAAAUGUUUCAUAAAA
Messenger RNA from Dermacentor silvarum, 2727 nucleotides. Its product is annotated as neuroplastin. Gene Ontology annotation, molecular function: cell-cell adhesion mediator activity. The transcript is spliced from 9 exons. Gene Ontology annotation, cellular component: plasma membrane; axon. NCBI's taxonomy places the organism in Eukaryota, Metazoa, Arthropoda, Arachnida, Ixodida, Ixodidae. The coding region runs from base 212 to 1624 and encodes 470 amino acids. Gene Ontology annotation, biological process: homophilic cell-cell adhesion; dendrite self-avoidance; axon guidance. The record is from RefSeq and is a predicted model, not a curated record.